Penicillium cataractarum is the source of this 2529-nucleotide messenger RNA. Its product is annotated as pentatricopeptide repeat protein. The transcript has a single exon. The coding region runs from base 1 to 2529 and encodes 842 amino acids. Gene Ontology annotation, molecular function: protein binding. Lineage: Eukaryota; Fungi; Ascomycota; Eurotiomycetes; Eurotiales; Aspergillaceae. The record is from RefSeq and is a predicted model, not a curated record.
AUGCCUCCUCCCAAUAGGUCUCCCAGCUCGCCGAGCCUGCGCGAUCCCCCCAAGCAGGCCUUGGACGAGCUACUUCUCUCUCGACCGUCGAUGUCUCAUCCGAAACCGCCUCCCUAUCAUGUCUCCGUUCGACGCUUCUCUACCCGCCGUCUUCGACCGUCCGUCGCGUCAAUAGCAGACAUUUUUGUCGGCUCGCUAGUCCUAGCAGGUUUCUGCAAUCAGCACACACCACAACACCGAAGCCUGUCCACAAUUUCGCUGAGGACAUCAGAGACGCAACUUCAAAGGUUUCGCGGGAAAAGUGUGGCCAAUCAGGGACAUGGACAACGGUCUGCCGCAAAACGUUGGGAGUACAUGAGAUCUUCGAUGCAAUCAUCGCGAGCUCGAUCAUGGCUGAGUACGGCUUUACUUCCAGCAGAUGAGCCUUCGCAUGCACAUGACUACACAAAACAUACACAAUCGAAACAACAAAGGGGGAGUGAGGAGUUCACGAGGGCCGGCUCAAGGGAAACGGCGGAUGAAGCAUCAUCACAUCGACAAACUUGGCCGCAGAUGCUCGACUCAGUGAUAGAUUCUGCACAGAGGACUGGGCAAACGAAGGAUCUUUCUCCAAUUGUACUAUCUGCGGACUUGGAGUUGCUCUCAGCCCCCGAGGGAGAAGCGGGCCUUUCGUACGACGAAAAGAUGCAUCGCAUGAAUUCAAACCUUUAUCGUCGAAUUCUGGGAGACGACUACGAGUGGUCAGAACCCAUGGAUGUUGUCUUUCCGAAAGACCGCGUGCAUUCAAAGAGAGAGGCGAAGGAGUUCCCUAGCGAGGAGAUUGCCCUGCACAGGCUAUCAGUCGCGAAGCUGAUGCAUGUGCUAUACCACGAAAAGUCACCCUCGACAUCAUACCUAUUUCGCCUGUAUAGAGAUAUCCCUUCGCCGGGAAUGGCGAAGUUGCCCCGACAGGUCCGCGGAAAGCUUAUGCGAAUUUUUGCUAAGGCUCCUAAUCGACGAUGGGCCGAUGCUCGGCGCUAUCUUGCGUUGGUACAAGACAUGAUUGCUUCGGAAAACAAAAUGUCUCGGUCAAUGUGGACUUCUGCGGUGCAUUUUGCUAGUCGAGGGAGUGGCAGCGGCAGAGUUCUGAAGCGGGAUCUUGUACGUGCAAUUGGUGUCUGGCAGCAGAUGGAACAUGUUGCUGGAAUUGAAGCAGACGACGUGGUCUUCAAUAUCCUAUAUGACGCUGCCGUCAAGGCUAGUCAGUUUACCGUUGCAGACCGUCUUGAGCAGGAGAUGAAAAGGCGCAAGCUGGACUUCACUCGCUUUGGACUAGUUUCCAAGAUUUAUUCUGCUGGCGUGCAAAAAGAUCUGGAUGGCAUCACAGAAAACUUUCAAAAAUUCGUCAAGGCCGGCGACAUUGUCGAUACCGUUGUUUUGAACAGUUUGUGCUCUGCUUUUAUCCGAGCAGGGGACCCUUCCGCGGCAGAACAGCUGUACGGCCGCAUGAUCGAGGCUCAGAAAGCCAAACUUAGCACUGAUCAAUCACUCACCACUGACGCAAACCGCGUGGUUUUUGAGCACUCCUUAUCAUCGGGCUUUUCCCAGUACCGAACCAACAGCAGGGCCCUUGGCGAUUUCCUAAAGCGUUCUCAGGCGCUCAAGCGCCAUUUUCCUAAGCACCACCAGGCUCUCCAGGACUCCAUUCCCAUGACUCCAGACACACGCACUUUCUACAUCUUUCUCAAAUAUUACGCACGUCAGAGUGGUCAGUUCGAUAAAGUCGCGAUGAUUCUCCGUGACAUGGAAAACGCCUACGCUGUACCUCCCAAUCAGAUCGUCUAUAUGAUGCUUUUCGAGGGAUUCUCGAUCCAUGGCCUUCAGAGAAAGGCCUGGUCUGCUGAAAGGCUUCGUCUGGUCUGGUAUGCUUACCUACGGGCUUUACGUACUUCAAAGGCAAAACUGGAUGCGCAACAGCGGCACCGAAGUCCCGGGAAGAUGGAAUGGGAAAAUCCUUUAGCCAAUGCUAUGCAUCUGGAAAAAGAGCUGGACGAGGCAGUGGCCGACACAUCCGACGAAUUUUAUAUGCAUCUCCCGUCCGCGAGCAGCGAGACACGCCCAGAUUCCGUGCCUCAAUCCGAAAGACCAGAGGAAUACGCCGAACAUCAUAUAGAUGAUGAAAAUGCUUUUGACAUGGACUCCGACGCUUCUUGGAAGCCGCAGCCCGAGGACGCUCCCGAAACUGAGUCUGGAGUCACUCAGAGCCCCAUGUCCCUCUCCGAAUUAAGCCAAGCUGAUCAAAUCAGCAUCGGCAUGCACCAGCCGGACGACCUCGACAAGUACCUGGAGAACGGUGUUUUUGUUGGCCGGAAGAUGAUUGUUAUCAUUUUACGUGCGUUUGGCGCUUGUUAUGGACCCAAGGAGGUCAUGGAGGCUUGGCUACAACUGGAACGACUUUGGCACCCGCAUCAUCGCAAGGCAACCGACGUGCUUGUCGUCAAGGAAGAGCUCGACAAGCAAAUGUCGAAAGGUCCUCGUCCAAAACUGUAA